UGUGAUUUGCUGCAAUCCGCCAUCCUAUGGAGCUGAUAUCCCAGAUAAAAGGCAAGAGGCUUGCUUGUGCUUGUAUGCUUUAUUUGUGUGCGAGGCAAGGUGGGUGCCCUUUGGGAUGAGCCGCGCCGCGACAGAAUGCGUUACACAGCCGGUGAACCCGGCCAAUAUGGCCUGUUGGACAUGCAGCGUCCAAGGGCGUGUGACUCUGUGCGGGCCCUGCGUUUUGACCGGCAAGGCUUUUGAGCCGAGCCCUGGAAGUCCUUGGCAAUGUGUAUGGGCAAAGCCUGCUCCAAGAGGCUGGGCCAGAUGCUGGCUCUUCAGCUGUGAUGCUGCUCCUGCAGCAAAUCAUCGGCGAUGCGAAAGUGCUGCAAGCUAAAGCUGAAACAGACUUCGAAGCAGCAGUGAAGGACUACAAGCAGUUCAAGGAUGAUGCCACAGUGGCUAUCACCACCAAGGAACAGAGCCUGGUGGAUUUGGGCGUCGAAAAGUCUGAAAGCAAAGCAGACCUCCUGGAAGCCCAUGCGGAGGCCACUGAGCUUGAGAAGGAGUUGGCCUCCUUGGGAGAGACCAAAGCUGCACUCAGGGAGGAGUGCGACUUGCUCAUGAACAAGUUUGACCUCCGGCAAGAAGCGCGGGAACAGGAGAUCGACGCCUUGGUGACGGCCAAGUCGAUCCUCAGUGGCAUGAAAGUCGAGUAGAGCUCAUGAGUGGUGCAGCUUCGGGACACGUGGAGUGAAGAGUGCGAAGGGGGCGACCCGUUGCCAAAUCUGCGCCAGAAAAAGCAAACAAUGCCAAUGAAGCGUGCCUCACCAGCAGUGGUCCAAGUGGGAUUGAACAUUGCCGCGCAAAGCUCGGGGUUGCUGCUUGUGUUGACCAUAGCAUGAAGAAGGCUCACAUACCAAUGCAAAACCCACGAAUUGGUUCCGUAGCGGGGGUCUUUGGAGGCUGAAAGCUGACUUUGCAGUUCGAGCACAGGAGCCAGCUUGGCUCCAGAGCAAGCUGCCAAGACGUUCAACGACUAUGUUUUCAAUGUCGAU
This is a messenger RNA of Durusdinium trenchii, 1037 nucleotides long. The record is from the annotation of a GenBank genome assembly. Lineage: Eukaryota; Dinophyceae; Suessiales; Symbiodiniaceae.